Sclerotinia trifoliorum is the source of this 1324-nucleotide messenger RNA. The record is from the annotation of a GenBank genome assembly. Lineage: Eukaryota; Fungi; Ascomycota; Leotiomycetes; Helotiales; Sclerotiniaceae.
GAUGUCAUGCCCUCUUCUAUCGUUAUCAUCUUAUCGUUAUCUCCGUAUGUUCACGGACAAUCGGGUUCGGUAUUUACCGUCCUUUAUUUCGAUGCUUGUGGAAGUUUGAAGUGACAAAACUUUUGGAUUUGAGAUCUCCCUCUCUUUUCUCCCGAAACGAUAUACUACAACAAAGAUGUCAGUAGUAUCAGGUUUAAAAGGCGAAGCUUCGCAACAAGCUCGCUCGCUGGUAAGUAAUCACAAAUGGUGCUACGGAAUUGGUUGCCACUCAAAAUAUCACAAAGCUGUCGAUGUCUAGUUAUGAGAGAGAAUGCGAGCUUGGCGUAGAACGAAUACUUACUUCUGAAUUGUAGUAUCGACAAUUACUAAGACAAGGCAGCCAAUUCGCAGCAUACAACUUCCGAGAAUAUGCAAAACGCAGGACGAGGGACUCAUUCAGAGAACACAAGGAUGUUCAAGAUGAGAGGAAAAUCCAGGAAUUGAUGCAGAAAGGACUGAAGGAACUACAGACCUUGAAGGUACGCUAAGUUACAUAUUGGCAAAGAAGCCGAUACGCAGUUGGCGGACCUGUGUCGGUAUUGGGAGUCUGGGAUUUGUGGCGCCGUAUGAAGGAGGCAUGCGGAUAGAUGAAGCUGAGCAUCAAUUGGAGGUAUAAUUGCUGACAUUUUACGCAACAGAGGCAAACUGUUGUCAGUCAGUUCUUCCAACUCGAUCGAUUAGUGGUUGAAGGUGGAAAGUCGGUAUGUGUUUGAGGAGAUCUUUUGUGACAGGAGAAGUGAUGUUGAUUUUCGCUACAGGGAAAGCAAUCUGGGAAUAGAAAUGACAUAGUGCGACAAAAGGACACAGGGUAAGGGCCUCUCCUCUGUAGGCGUCUAAUUUGUGGCUCACAUUACAUAGAUGGGACUGAUGUAACUCGGAUGAUUGUGGAUUGUGAACAUGAGGAAGUGCUAUGAAGUAAAGACGUUUGAGGGCAUGUAUCACUACACACGGGGUUCGAUUGCACUUUGGUGUCUGUCCGGCGAGACAUUCUUAUACCAAGUAAUUCAGGAAAUAUCACCUCUCAGCCAACGGCCCUGCUUAAACGAUGCUUGGGCUGGUACAUAGCUCAUACAAUCGUUCCAUAAAUGCACACCAAGAUUCUUGUUUUAGGAUUAUGGGGGAGAGUUUGAAGCAGAUAUGGUACCUAUUCAAGUCUAUGAACUUUGGCUCACUAGGAAAACUGCCAGUAGUAACCCGCAUGGCAAGACUUUCAUUGCGCCGAAUCAUACAUGGGUUCAGAUAAAACCUUCAAAUAUGUCAUCAACUUCUAUAGAUAAAUUGAACU